AUGAGUACAUCUUCACCUUCUUCCACUGGUAGUGGAGGCGGAGGAGGUGGCAGUGGCAGUGGAGGAAAGUCACACCAUCAAGGAGGUGGAAGAAAUAGAGAUAAUAGAGACAGAGAUAGAGAUAGAGACAGAGACAACAAAGAUAGAGAUAGAGAUAGGGAUAGGGAUAGAGAUAGAGAUAGAGGUGGCAGGGAUAGAACAAGAGACAGAGACAGAGAUAGAGAUAGAGAUAGAGACAGGGAUAGAGAUCAUGACAAUGACAUAGCUACCAAGUCGAUACUUACAAAGAAUAGAACAUCAAUACCGACCGGCUCAGUAGUGGGAACAGGUUCACCAAAGAGGUUGACUGUGGAUUCACUGUCCAAUGACAACAACAACAACAAUGCUCAGCUUUCACCUUCGAUGCUACUUCAAAAGACACAGUCUACAUCUCAACAGGAUAAUAGUAGUAGUGGCGCAGUAACAACAACACAACAUCAUCAACAUCAAAACCAACAUCAACAACAACAACUUGCAGAAGACAGACUAUCACUGAGUAGUGGGCCUCCCACUCACGUCAUCUACUCCUCAAUCAGUAUCCUUUCAUCAAAGUUCAAGUUAAGCACUGAUAGUGCACUUAAAUUGUUGACAAAAGACGAUAGCUUCAUGGUGAUUGGUGUGUUGGGCGGACAGUCCAGUGGCAAGUCCACCAUCCUAUCAUCAUUGAUCACUCAACAACCGAAUCAAUAUCCAUUCGAAGUGCAGACUGAGGCCAACUUCUGUCUUGGUAGUCACCAGACCAGGGGUAUCGACUUCUACAUCACCCCCGAGCGAUUCAUCUAUCUUGACACACAACCACUACAAAGUAUAUCGAUCGUCUGUGAGAUGAUUGAGAAGACACCAAAUAACUUUGUAUCGCAUGAGCAUCAUCACCAUGUACAGUGUCUAAAGUUGAUAGUAUUCAUGCUGAGCGUAUGCAACGUUGUCUUGGUAGUCCAGGAGAGCAAGGCCAUUGACGUUCCUCUCUGUAAUCUAAUCCGUACUGCUCUCAUGCUAAAGAAUAGAGUACCAGACGUUACCAAUCCAGUAUCCACCAAUGACAUUGAAUCACAUGAAUAUUUAUCCAAGCUUGUCUUUGUAUUUAAUAAGCUGUCAGAGUUUGACUUUGAUAUCAGCUCAUUGGACAAGCCAUUAUCAUUACUGAUGGGAACCAAACUGAAAGAGUCACAGCAGUCGAUCGAUACAUUCGCUGUGCCAGAUAGGUUCAUUUAUGGCAGUAACAUUAGUGAGGCCAAUGAUUCCAGCCAACAACCUCAACAACAAGCAGCAUCUGGUACGAUCAAUAUCCAGCAGGGAAAUUAUAAUGACUCGAUAGAACAGUUGCGUAGACGAUUGUUGUUGCUAAGGCCAUCAACAAAGUUCACCAAGCAGAUUGGUGAGCGUGAAUGGCUGGAGAACUGCACCAGAUUAUGGGACUUUAUUCAGGACUACGAGUAUAUUGAGAGUUACAGCAAACUACUUCAAACAAAGAAAUACAGAUAG
Messenger RNA from Acytostelium subglobosum LB1, 1521 nucleotides. RefSeq lists its product as hypothetical. Bases 1 to 1521 code for a protein of 506 amino acids. The record is from RefSeq and is a predicted model, not a curated record. The transcript is spliced from 6 exons. Gene Ontology annotation, biological process: nuclear-transcribed mRNA catabolic process, nonsense-mediated decay. NCBI's taxonomy places the organism in Eukaryota, Evosea, Eumycetozoa, Acytosteliales, Acytosteliaceae.